GUUGUCAGAGACGCUUAGAAGAAACGGCGGAACAGUGUUUAUAAAUAAAGCGGCGCUGCAGAGAGACAUUGAUUGUGAUCGUGGAUUAUUUUCAUAUUCCCGAGAUUUGUUUGCAUGCGUUGUGUGCCAAUCUAACAUGGAAAUCCGCCUAGUUAUACAGAGUCAUUAAACUUAAUCAUUAGUGUUUCCUAAUGAAACUAAAUGAAGUCCACGAUUUUCUCAACCACCACUUUAUUACAGCAAAUUAUCCAAUAGAUCUGACUAUGAUAAAAUAUGACCAGUAUAACACACGCAUCCUGGCCCAGUAGCUUGGAAAUAUUCCUCACCUGAUCUGUGAAAUGAAACUAAACCCUGAGGAUAAGGAUUCUAAAUCUCCUCCUGGAUCUACACUAUAAGGCGGAGGAAUGGAGUGGCAGGGUGACUCUCCACAUGACCAUGCCUUCGUGGAGCUGCCGGUGCCGAGCAUGCUGAGUAUAUCGGGCGAGGCGGACCUCCAGGUCCUGAUCCGCGAAACGGAGGAGAAGCUGAAACUCAACGCCUGCAGUAUUGAGCAGAACCUGUGCGAACUGCAGACUAAGAUGAGCGAGGCCUGGGCUGCGGAAAAGGUCUCCAGUCCUACAGAAUGCCUAAAGUGGUUCAGUCAGAGUAAUUUGAGUUUGCUGAAACCGGUCUCGACUGGUAAAGAGGAGCUUCUGGAUUUCCUCAAAGGGCUGCAACACGUUCUGAAGACAGAGGAGGCUUCCACAGAGGCAGUUCUCCAGCUGCUGUUGAACAUCUCCUCUCAAUGCGGAGUGGCGUUCCCCACCACUAACUCGUUAUCUGAACUGAGCAAGACGUCCAUGGCUCCCUUUUGCUCUGUUCAAGAUGACACUGCUCUGGGGGUCCAAGAAACCUGGGAUGACAUCCGACUCUUGUUGCGGCGCCACCUGCUCGACAAGUUAUCCACGGACUGCUCUGGAGUCCCUCAAAGAGCAGCAUUUCUCGUGCAGCAGCUCUGCUUCCUGUACACUGAAACCGAGGUUCUGGAGAAGUACCAGGCCCUCCGGAGCAAAACGGUUCUGGGGCUUCUCAGGAAAAACCAAAUACGAUGUCCAGAUGGAGAAAGCGGCUUUCAAAGGUUGGCUGCGGGAUUCCAGGCUGUCUGUCCUGCCUUCUGUGACAUGCUGGCCGAGGACAUUCACGUCCUGAGUGGCAUGUUCGAGCCACAUUGCAUUCUGUGCUUUGUCAACCAGGCCUACCUGUGGACGCUGGCAAAGGAGCUGGGUUUGCUUCUGGAGAAGGAGAUGGAGGUGUUGAGGGACAGCAGUGCACCAGGAGGAAAGGGAAGGAGGAGCUUGAGUAAGAAGGCAGCAGUAGCUCCUCAAGACGACCCUCAAAUAAGCAGGAACCUUUUCCUGACCUCUGAGCAGCUGAGAGGCCUUGCCCAACUGGCCACCAUAAUGCUGCAGCUGGAGCGCCGAGUGGAUGAUCUGGUAUCUGAACUGGGUUUCCUCAACUGUUCUGGAGAGUCAUGUAUUGUUAAAGGGAACCUAAAGAAAGUGGAUGUGGAGAUGUCUGCACUGGAUGGUAAAGGCACACCUGACCUUCUUUUACAGAGUACUGAGGUGGUGUGUCUGGAGUUUGAGUGGAGGGCAGCAUUUCGGGAGCUGGUUUCUCAUAUGGUCCAGGGUGUAAAGACAUUUCUAAACGAUGUCUGCAGUAAACAUUUGCAGCAAGAAGAGAGGAUGCAUAGCACUUCAUCAACUCUCUUCCAUCUAGCCUGUGUUUCUCUUAGACAGGAAGUUGAACUCUGUACCGAGAGAGACAUGCCCACAAUGGUCGCUAAGUUCUGUAUGGAUAUGAUGGAGGACUUAGAUGCUUUCCUUCCAUUGGCUGUGGUGUGUAAAGAAGACACUCUGUUCCCUGUGUGCUCCUGCUACAUAGAUGUAUGUGGCAAGGUGAGCUCAGCCCUCCUGACCAGGCUGGAAGAAAGAGCAAAGGAGGUUCCUCAUUCUUCACCCCUCAACAACCUUCCCAUCAUACUGGCUUCCAGCACCUUCAUCCACCACAGGCUGACUUACUACGAGAGCCAGCUAGCAGACACUACUCGUAUGCCUCUGAUUCUGCUGCCCAUCCAGAGGAGUCAGGAGGUGACGGAGGCCAUUCACGAGCAUCUGACCAGAUACUGCGUCCAUGUGUGUGCCACCAGCAUACUGCACGAUGCUGAGAGUCACUACUGGGCAGAUGACAAGACGUUUUAUGAGGGUGAAAGGUGUUCCUUUUCUAUCCAGAUGUGGCACUAUUUCCUCUCGGCUUUGCGCAGUGACCUGUGGAGCGCCGUUUCCCCGCUGUUGGCCCGGCAGACCCUGGCGCAGGUGUUGGCGCAGACCCUAGAGCUCCUGCUUCAGCGAUACUCCAGAGCUCAGCCCUCCUACAAAAGACACCCUCAGAUCAGAGUGGACAUCACAGCCAUCCUGCUGUGUGUGGAGCAGCUUUUGUGGUCGGUGUAUGACAGUGUAGACGAGCUUGUCAGAGCAGAAACAUCCGGAUCCUGGGUGUCCAUCAUCCACAGCUUGUGCAAUCAGCUCCUAAAUGUACUCGUCAUCCUUACUGCUCCUCUAACGGACCUCCACAGAACUUUUCAGAAUGGUUUUAGUGAAGAAUCUUCCACACCUCCACCAUGCAAUAUCCAUACUCCCUUUUGGCUAAAUAUCAUCAACCCUGAACUCUUCCCGCUGGAUCUGCUCAGGGGCGAGGAGGAAAGUCAAAUCUCAGCUCUGUGGCUGCUGAACAUAGUGUGCUCAAGACCAGGCUUCUCCCCAGUUCUGCUCCUGCUGGCUAUACUGCAUCAUGACUGCCUCCUGCUGCGCCUGCUCAUCUCCCACUCCUAUCUGUGUUUGGACAGUAAGGUUGAAGUGUCCCCCGAGGCUCAGGAAGCUUCUGCUGAGUUUGUGGAAGCUAUUUUUGCCAUCCUGUCUUCUCUAAACAAUGUCCCCAGGGCUCUUGUGCUAGUGCUUGAGGGCUACCUGGACAGAAGACACCUAUGGGACCACUUUUGCAGUUUAGCAGAUCCAGCCGAAGGCGAGCCUGUGAUUUUUAAGUGUAUCAGAGAGGUCGUCUGCAAACCUAUCAGCAGCCUGUUAGGGCACUUAGUGAGCAUGAUGCAGGCAUGCGAGCAACAUCCUAGCCCACUGCUCAGACAAAACCUCCCUGAAAGUGUUCGAGCCAAGAUUCCUAAAGAGUGGAACUAUACGCCGGAGGAGGCCAAGACGAAAGACAGCAGCAAGAUCGCCAUUAGUCGGACCAUUCAUCAGGCUCUUUCCUUCAUCUUCACCCACCUCCCGUCCUGUGUGACCUCCAUCCCCCUGCCCAUUCGCUUCCUCUUCAACGUGGCUGAGAAGCGCCAGUGCCAGAGUGCCAGACAGCUAAGGCCCAUGGCUCUGCUUAUCCGGGUACUGCUCGGCUUCCUGUGCCAGGGCUUAAAAAAUGGAGAGACCCUUGAGCGGGUGUCUUCUGAGCCCUUGGAGCGAGAGGUCAAAGAGCGCCUGGCACUGCUUUCUGAGUGCCUGCAGGUGAACCUGGGCCUGGAGAAGGGCAAGCCGAAACCCAUCGUGCAUAAGCUUCUGCAGAGUCUGGAGGAGAAAAGGCCUAAAUGGAGCUCUAUGCAGCUGCAGAAAGCACAGAAGCUCUGCAGUGAGAGCAUAUUUGAGCGUGUGGAGAGUGGCCUGGUGCAGGAUAGAGGUGGACCCAGUGAACCGGCCGAGCAGAAAAUGUGUGCUGUGCUGCUGGCACUCUGCCAGCGAGCAGGUGGUAUUCAGAACCUGCGGCAGAUCCAUCACACCAUCCAGCUCAAUGAGGGCUUGUUAAGGUCCAAGAUAGCUUCUGCCAUAGACGGUACAUCUUCUCCCGAGGGACAAGCGUCUGUCCUGUUCUUCUCAGCAGCGAAUGUGCCGAACAGUCCGCCCCACUUCAACCCGCUCUUUCACUUUGACCACAUCGGCCGCGCAAAAUUUGAUCAGUCAGCUAUGAGCACGAGAGAGUGGGAUUGGACCCAAGUGCUGUCGGCUUACCAGAGAAUGAGUCAGGUGACCUUCACAAAUCUGCUGGCUAACAGGUGGGAGAUGCAGGACGGCGCACCACUUGAAGAUGAGGAAAAGAUUUUAGUGGAUCACUUAAAGAAAACAUAUUUGAAUGGAGCUCUGGGAUCUUGUGCAGAAACCACAAAAUGACUGAAAUGCUUUUUUUUUUUUUUUUUUACUUUGGAUAUUAAAAGUAUUAUUUCUUUGUACAUUGACAUGUGAGACACUGAGAUUUUGUUAUAGUUUUAUGUUGUUGAGAAUGGGUUCUUGUAUUAGGCUAGAUGUUAUGCUCUGCUCACACACACACACACACACACACGCACGCACACACAAAUGUAUGCAGGUUACAUUUGAUUUACAUUUUUCCUUUGGAAGCUGUUUUCUGGUUGUGCAUUUAUAAUAAAAGUUGCAUCAAA
This is a messenger RNA of Silurus meridionalis, 4474 nucleotides long. RefSeq names its product KIAA0825 ortholog. The transcript has 20 exons. The record is from RefSeq and is a predicted model, not a curated record. The coding region runs from base 405 to 4208 and encodes 1267 amino acids. NCBI's taxonomy places the organism in Eukaryota, Metazoa, Chordata, Actinopteri, Siluriformes, Siluridae.